Messenger RNA from Sardina pilchardus (European sardine), 1282 nucleotides. It is a transcript of the gene cyb561d2, whose product is annotated as transmembrane reductase CYB561D2. Gene Ontology annotation, cellular component: endoplasmic reticulum. Lineage: Eukaryota; Metazoa; Chordata; Actinopteri; Clupeiformes; Clupeidae. Gene Ontology annotation, molecular function: transmembrane monodehydroascorbate reductase activity; heme binding. The record is from RefSeq and is a predicted model, not a curated record. Bases 182 to 850 code for a protein of 222 amino acids. The transcript has 3 exons.
CCCUCGCCAUAAUGAAAACAGUUUAUGUAAAAGUAAUAGCAACAGUAUCAUAGGUAACAUUACUUAAAUCUGCGUCACUGCUGUACAGUUCCGCGAGUUCAAAUGAGGCAACCGGCCUUUUCCCCGAUCGUGGUUGACCUACAGUAGCCUUUGCGGUCUAACCUCAUUUCUGUCGAGCGCAAUGACACAGUCGGUGCAGUCGGAGCCUUGGAUUUACGGGGUCUCAAGGUUUUUAUUCGGGUCUCUCGCUCAUGUUGUAUCCGCGGUGUUCACAGUGUUUGUGGCGGUGCUGUCCAACCCGGGAUCGAGUCUGUUCUCCUGGCAUCCCUUCCUCAUGACACUAGCGUUCUCCUUCUUCAUGACUGAGGCCGUGCUGCUCUUCUCUCCACACUCUUCUCCGGUCCGCAAACUUUCCCACAAGACCAAAGGCCGUCUGCACUGGGUGCUGCAGUGCCUGUGUGUCACCUGUGCCUGCCUGGGCUUCAGUGCCAUCUCCUACAAUAAACACUUGAACGGCAAACCUCACUUCACGUCCUGGCACGGUCUCCUGGGCCUUGUGACGGUGGUGAUCGUGGGGCUCCAGUCGCUCGCUGCCCUGCCGCUGAUCUACAUCAAACUGGCCAAGGGCUGGUCGCUGGCGAAGCUGAAGCGGUACCAUGCGGUGACGGGCCUGCUGACGUACCUGCUGGGCAGUGGCAGUCUGCUGCUGGGCCUCUGGUCAGCGUGGUUCACCGGCACGGUGAACGGACAUCUCUGGUACCUCGCCGUGCUCUGUCCCUCGCUGAGCGCUCUGGUGGUCAUGAGCCAGGUCACUAAUGCCUAUCUGGCCAGGAAACAGAUGAAGUCCUGACUGGAAGGAGGAUGACUUGUUGGUUCGCUGCAAUAUUGCUUCUGAAAAGGGAAUUAAUACCAUUUGGUCUUCACAAGAGCAAGGGCUUUUUUUCAACUAAGGUAUUCAGUAUUUUGUUUUGCUAAUUUUGACAAUGAACCGAAAGAGAGAUUUCUUCUGUGUAUUUUUUUCUUCUUUGUGCAACUUUACAUUCCACAGAUCCCUUUAUUGAGCUUGCAUAAAAGCGUAAAAAAUAAUUGAUUUUCAAUAUGCAUUUUAACACAAAGCUGUCUAAUUGAAAGUGUCAUUGUUAAGAAAUGCUUUUUUAAUGUACCGAAAAUGGCUCAGACUGAAGUUACUGAUAUGUGUCUAUUUAUCUGUUUGUACAAUUUGAUGAAACGGGUUCAUUUUGAUACAAUGUUUUCUACUGAAAAUAAAUGGAAUCAGGUCAUU